ACCACAACAACAACAACAACAGAGCACUUUCCCAUUGAGCUGCCUAGCUAUUUGUUCCUCUCUUACCUCGAUACGAUAUCCUGUCCCUUGGUUGAGUCUCAAUUGUUCUGUCAGCAUGGCCACUCGUAUCUCGCGAUCUGAGUUUGAGGGGUUCGUACACCCCCUUAUCAAGGACAUCCUCGAAGCGACUGAACAGUACAACUUGCCAGAGAAUGCUCGAAAAUGGUUUUCUGAUUCCCUCAAUGCCAAUAUUGUCGGCGGUAAAAUGAAUCGCGGCAUGUCAGUGCCCGACACUGGCAGCAUCUUACUCGGUCGACCUCUAACCGACGAAGAAAAGAAACAUCUGUCUUUACUCGGAUGGUUUACAGAGCUUCUCCAAGCGUUUUUUCUUGUCAGCGACGAUAUCAUGGACGGCUCAAUCACUCGCCGAGGACAACCGUGCUGGUACCGAAGGGAAGGAGUUGGUAUGAUUGCUAUCAACGAUGCAUUCAUGUUGGAGAGUGCUAUCUAUGUCAUUCUCAAGAAAUACUUCCGAUCACACCCUGCCUACACCGACCUGCUUGAACUUUUCCACGAAACUACCUGGCAGACCGAGCUCGGACAAUUGUGCGACUUGAUUACCGCUCCCGAAGACCACGUUGACUUGAACAACUUCUCCAUGGAGAAAUACACUUUCAUCGUCAAGUACAAGACUGCAUACUACAGUUUCUACCUCCCCGUCACCCUUGCUCUCCACUACCUACAGGUUGCUACGCCCAAGAACUUGAAGCAGUGUGAGGACAUUUUGAUUCCGUUGGGUGAAUACUUCCAGAUCCAGGACGACUACCUGGACGCCUUCGGAUCACCAGAGACAAUUGGAAAGAUCGGAACCGACAUCCAAGACAACAAAUGCUCGUGGCUCGUCAACCGGGCUUUGACCAUAGUCACCCCCGAACAGCGCAAGCUUCUCGACGAGGCCUAUGGUCGCAAGGACAGUGCUCUAGAGGCCAAGGUCAAGGCUCUUUAUAACGACAUCAAGCUCGAACAACACUAUUUGAAGUUUGAGGAGCAGCGCGUUGGCCAACUGCGUCAACAAAUUGAAGCUGUUGACGAGUCGGAAGGUCUGAAGAAAGAGGUUUUCUCGGCUUUUUUGGAGAAGAUCUACAAGCGCAGCAAAUAAAUGCAUCUCUCCCAUCCUUUUCUCGAGACACGAGUUUGAUGGGACUUGAUGGGUUUCUGAGGUCCUUUUUUUUCACUUUCUUACGCAUCUUCUAUUUUCUUUUACAUAUUUUCAUAUGCCUCCUCUAUCAAGUCACCGCAUCCCUGCCUAGCCGCUGAGCCAUAAUAUGCUAUGCAUGAAACAAAUGUCCAUCGAUAGAACAUAGAAUAGGUUUCACGAUACAAAUUCAAUUCAUCGGUAAGAAGUCUAGAAUGACCAUAUAGAUAAAACUUCUUACAUUAAAAGGGCCAAAUCAACCAGUCAAAACAACAAUUUUUCCUUCCGCUGCAUUAUCAUCCAUACACUGAUGCGCCUCAGCAAUCUGAUCAAUGUGAAACACCUUUCCAACUUUGAUCUUGAACGUCCCGUCUUCCACCUGCUGAACAAUAUCAUUCAGGGGUGUAUCCAUGAACUCCUCAAUCCAGCCACCAAAGGUAGUUAGAAAACGAUACUUGGGAAUAAAUUCCUGCGGCUGAAAGUUCUCAAUAUUCCACGAAUUACCAACAAUACCCACAAGGCUGACAACGCCACCUUUGGCUGUAGCGUUAAGGGAGUCUUUCAAAGUCACAACGCCGACUAGUUCCAGUACCUUGUCGAAUUUUUGGCCCUCAUCUUUGAUCUGCUCGGCGAUAGCCCCAUCGUCGACGAAGAAUUCAUCAGCACCGUACUCGCGGAGCAUUGACUCUCGCUCCGGUCGUCGACUCGUUGAGGUGACAUGUGCACCUAGUCCCUUUGCAAUCGCCAACGCAGCAAGGCCAACCGAUGUUGUACCACCUCUGAUAAGCAAACGAUCACCCUUUUUGACAUUCAAGGAUUUUGUAAUGGCGCCGUAAGCAGUGUUUAACAUCUCAGGCAUAGCGCCCAAAACAUCCCAGCCGAGUUUCGUGGGUACAGUGAUGGCCUGUACUUGAUUCGUGGGUACGACGGUAUACUGAGCAUAUCCACCAUCGAAUUGACGACCCAUACCACCCAUAGCUGUCAUUACGAUCUGACCUUUCUCAAACUCACCGCCCGGAGCAUGCUCAACGAUUCCUGUGGCUUCGAUACCUAGGGUUCGCGGGAAGUCGACUCCAGGCGAAUGACCCUGACGAGUAAACAUUUCUGAGCGAUUGAGACCGAAGGCUUUGACGCGGAUCAGAACUUGGCCUGGUUUAGCUGUGGGUAUGGGUCGUUGCUCGACUUUGAGGACUUCAGGCCCGCCCUUGGUGUGGAUGACGACUGCUUUCAUUGUGUUGUUUGCUGCCAUUAUCGUUCUGCUAGAUGAGUGGAAAUGGGUUGUGUAUAUGUUGUUGGUACUGAGAGUGCUAGCAAGGAUGAUGCCACACCAGAAUAUGGAUCGGAAUGGGUUUCGAUGUAAUGUCAAUCUGAUAUUGGUUGGAGUAAGGGCAAUUGACAUCUCCUUGUCCUGAAGGUUGUCUGAAGGACUCUAACAUCCUCCAGUCCCCUCGGGAGAUUCGACUUCUUAAAUACUGCAUUGCUACACAGAAAAAAGAGCUCAAUUGAUGCAAACCAACAUCCCUGCAUAUCGGAUGUUUGUCCUC
Messenger RNA from Talaromyces stipitatus ATCC 10500, 2739 nucleotides. Its product is annotated as farnesyl-pyrophosphate synthetase. Gene Ontology annotation, cellular component: cytoplasm. The record is from RefSeq and is a predicted model, not a curated record. Gene Ontology annotation, biological process: trans, trans-farnesyl diphosphate biosynthetic process. The coding region runs from base 116 to 1159 and encodes 347 amino acids. Gene Ontology annotation, molecular function: (2E,6E)-farnesyl diphosphate synthase activity; dimethylallyltranstransferase activity. NCBI's taxonomy places the organism in Eukaryota, Fungi, Ascomycota, Eurotiomycetes, Eurotiales, Trichocomaceae. The transcript is spliced from 2 exons.